Messenger RNA from Cornus florida, 1546 nucleotides. Its product is annotated as serine carboxypeptidase 1-like. Gene Ontology annotation, cellular component: vacuole. Gene Ontology annotation, biological process: proteolysis. Gene Ontology annotation, molecular function: serine-type carboxypeptidase activity. The transcript is spliced from 8 exons. The coding region runs from base 1 to 1461 and encodes 486 amino acids. The record is from RefSeq and is a predicted model, not a curated record. NCBI's taxonomy places the organism in Eukaryota, Viridiplantae, Streptophyta, Magnoliopsida, Cornales, Cornaceae.
AUGAAAAAACUUACAGGCCUCACUUUGGUGCUCUUCACUAUCUGCUUUUUGGCAUUCGUUAGUUCAAGUCAUGCCAGUCAGGCUGCAAACCUUCACAGGUUGAUCAAUUCCAGAAGAUCACCAAACCCCCUUGUUUCAGAUUCAUGGGCAGAAUUACAUGCCACAGAAGAGUACUCUGAUGUGUACAUUGGUCCCCAAGAUGGGUUGAUGCAAGCUGACAAGAUCGACGCUUUGCCUGGGCAACCAGAUGGCGUAGAUUUCGAUCAGUAUGCAGGGUAUGUCACAGUUGAUCCAAAGGCUGGUAGAGCACUCUUCUAUUACUUUGCUGAGUCUCCGCAAAAUUCUUCUACCAAUCCUUUGGUUCUAUGGCUAAAUGGAGGACCAGGAUGUUCCUCUUUUGGGUAUGGAGCCAUGGAGGAAUUGGGGCCUUUCAGAGUAAAUCCUGAUAACAAAACUCUCUUCCGGAAUACCUAUGCAUGGAACAAUGUGGCAAAUGUGCUUUUCUUGGAGUCUCCGGCUGGGGUAGGCUUUUCGUAUUCAAAUACAUCUUCUGAUUAUAAUCACACUGGCGACAAGAGUACUGCCAAAGAUGCCUACACCUUUCUCAUCAACUGGCUUGAGAGGUUCCCACAGUACAAAAUCCGCAACUUUUACAUAUCCGGAGAAAGCUAUGCCGGCCAUUAUGUGCCUCAGCUCGCAUACACCAUUCUGCAAAAUAACUGGAAUGCAAAAACCAUCAUUAACCUCAAAGGCAUUGCUGUAGGAAAUGCUGUGAUGAACAAUCCUACAGGUUUAAAGGGGAUCUUUGAUCAUUUAUGGACUCAUGCCUUAAUCUCGGAUGAAACACAUGAAGGCAUCAACACAUUUUGUCAUUUUGAGGAUAAUGGACCUACACCUGCAGAGUGUGGCAUGUUCAUGAAAAAAGCAGUAUAUGAGGCUGGUGAUAUAGAUUUUUACAACAUCUACGCACCACUCUGCGACGAACCCAUGCUAAGAAAUGGCUCCACUGGCUCUGUCAACGAUUAUGAUCCGUGCUCGGACUUCCAUGUCGACUCAUAUUUGAACACUGCAGAGGUGCAAAAGUCUCUCCAUGCAAAUACAAUGACUUGGAUAGGUUGCAGGAGCUUUGAUUAUUGGACUGACAGCCCAACAACCAUUCUACCCAUCAUCAAGGAUCUCAUUGCAAAUGGAAAAAGAGUCUGGGUAUACAGUGGUGACAUAGAUGCCGUUGUUCCAGUUACAUCAACCAAGUACGAUAUGAACACUCUAAACCUUCCAAUCCAGACGGCUUGGCGUCCAUGGUACAUUAACAAUGAGGUUGGUGGUUAUGUGGAGGAAUACAAAGGGUUAACAUUUGCAACAGUAAGAGGAGCAGGACAUAUAGUUCCAAGCUACCAGCCUGAGAGAGCACUGCUCAUGAUCUCAUCAUUCCUUCAAGGCUCUCUCCUUCCUUUCUCAUGAAGAUCCAUCUAUAUAUGCUUAUACCAUGUAUAAAAUUACUGUAACUUCUAAUAAAAAGCUUUAGGAAGUCUUAUCUUACUGGAUA